ACAGAAUGUACAGUUGCACGCGAGCUCCAUAGAAUUAAGACCAAAAAAUUCGGGAUUCUCAGUUAACCACUCUCUCUCUCUAUUUAUACUCUGCAUUGCGGCUAGGGUUUUAUUUCCCACUCGAGCUACUGAUAGUACUCUCUGCUCUCACUACUUCCCUUUUUUAAUCAUUUUAGAUCUGCUGACUAUUCACUACAGCUAUGGUCACAAUGCUUGAAUAGGGUUUUUACGCGCGAGUUAUCUGAUUGCGAGGGGGUUUGUUGCUGGUGCACCUUUGUGGGGGAGAAAUGGCGACUGCUAAUCCGUUCGAUUUGCUCGGUGAUGAUGAUGCGGAGGAGCCGACGCUGCUGAUUUCAGCUCAGCAGCUGAAGGCCGAGCCGAAGAAAUCAGCGGCUCCUUCGUCUAAAGUGGCGUCUCGGGGAGCUAAGGCCGCUCAGGCUAAGCUCCCCACCAAGCCUCCUCCCCCGAUCCAGGCUGUCAAAGAGGCUAAGUCUGAAUCUGCACGAGGCAGUCGUGGUGGAGGGCGUGGUUUUGGCCGGGGCCGUGGCGGUGGCGAUGGGUCCUACAGGGACUCGAGCUACAAGGAAAAUUCAUAUGGAAACAGGGAAUUUUCUUCUGCUCAAGUUGCACCCGAGGCUGAUGGUGGAAGACCUUAUGAAAGACGUGGUGGAUAUGGUGGACAUCGCGAGCCUUUCCUUGGUGGUCGCAAUAGGCAAUUUGACCGACAUAGUGGCACUGGCCAAGGAAAUGACUUUAAAAGAGAAGGAGCUGGUCGAGGGAACUGGGGAAAAGAGACUGAUGAAUUGUCUCAAGUGGCUGAGGAUGGUUCUGAAGCUGAGAAAAGUCUGAUUUCUGAGAAUCCGUCUGGGAAGGAGAAUGCUGUAGCUGAUGGAGAUCAGGAAGUUGCCAGAAAUGAGGUUGUAGAGGAGAAACCAGAGGAUAAGGAGAUGACACUUGAAGAAUAUGAGAAGGUUCUGGAGGAGAAAAGGAAGGCUCUUCGGGCUCUUAAAACCGAGUCUAGGAAAGUUGAUACGAAAGAGUUUGAGUCAAUGCAACCGCUUUCAAACAAGAAGACAAAUGAUGACAUAUUCAUCAAAUUGGGCUCUGAUAACAAGGAUAAAAAGAAAGAGCUGACGGAGAGGGAAGAAAGAGCCAAAAAGUCUGUGAGCAUUAAUGAGUUCUUGAAGCCUGCUGAGGGUGAAAGGUACAUCAAUGCCAGUGGUCAUGGCCGAGGCCGUGGCCGUGGGUUCAAAGGUGGUUAUGUUGGUGAAACGAGCAAUGCCAGAGGGCUUUCAAUUGAGGAUCCUGGCCAGUUCCCGAGCCUUGGCGGCAAAUGAGACUUGGGGAAUUCAUAAAAAUUGAUUAUUAUGGUGCUUCAAAUGCACAAUCCAACCAUCCAUUAUUAUGGUGCUUCAAAUGCAAAAUUGAUUAUUACGCCCUUGCUGUGCUGUGUUUUUUUGCAUUGUCUUUGGAGUUCUUAGUUUAGGUACACUUUAGUAUAUUUAUUCACUCAGUUCUGUUUUUGAAUAUUAAAGGCAAUUUAUGUUCUGCUGACAUUUUCUUCAGAGCACUUGAAUUGCCAUAGUCCUAACUCAGGAGCCUUCUUCAGAAGUAUCCAAAAGGUUCAAUCAUGAUUGUAUUUUUUUUAGUAAUCAUUUCCAUCAUAUAGAUAUUAUGUUAAAACUACAUACUCUUAAAUGGGGUGUUUGUUUGUAAAUUCUUUCAAUUCAUACUCAAAAUUUAUCUCAA
Molecule: messenger RNA, 1749 nt
Organism: Striga asiatica
Lineage: Eukaryota; Viridiplantae; Streptophyta; Magnoliopsida; Lamiales; Orobanchaceae
Source: the annotation of a GenBank genome assembly